GCCGCCAGCAGGCACAUAUGCAGACAGCUCAGCUCGGGGUCCUCACGUCGCGGAUUCUGAUUGGGUACCGGCGGAUCCGCUUGACAACCGCAACCUGAGACUAGAGACGCAGAGGGAGUGUGGCGGCUAUAGUGACGGCGGCCCGGGCACCGGGGGCUGAGCCUGGAGAGUCACAUACCGGGGACUGGGAGAGGUCAUUACCGGAUGUACGGUACCCACUGGGCCGAGCGAGGAGAGCGGCUCAUAGGAGAGCAGACCAUCACAAUGACGGCCGAGGAAACUGUAAAUGUUAAAGAAGUAGAGAUCACCAAGCUGAUAUUAGACUUUCUCCAUGCCAAGAAGCUGCACAUCAGCAUGCUGGCCCUGGAGAAGGAGAGUGGGGUGAUAAAUGGGCUCUAUUCUGAUGACAUGCUUUUUCUCAGACAGCUGAUUCUUGAUGGACAGUGGGAUGAAGUCCUUCAGUUUAUCCAGCCUCUGGAAUGCAUGGAGAAGUUUGACAAAAAAAGGUUUCGAUAUAUUGUCCUAAAGCAGAAGUUUUUGGAAGCACUUUGUGUGAACAAUGCAAUGUCAGCAGAAGAGGAACCACAGCAUCUUGAAUUUACAAUGCAAGAAGCUGUGAAAUGCCUUCAUGCCCUUGAAGAAUAUUGCACUUCCAAAGAUGAUUACAGUAAAUUGUGUCUUCUGCUAACUCUCCCAAGGCUUACAAACCAUGCAGAGUUCAAGGACUGGAAUCCAAGCACGGCGCGGGUGCACUGUUUUGAGGAGGCUUGUGCUAUGGUAGCAGAGUUUAUCCCUGCUGAUCGUAAACUAAGUGAGGCUGGAUUCAAAGCCAGUAAUAAUCGCUUGUUUCAGCUCAUCAUGAAGGGCUUGCUCUAUGAAUGUUGUGUGGAGUUCUGCCAGAGCAAAGCCACUGGUGAAGAGAUUACAGAGAGUGAGGUUCUACUUGGAAUAGACCUUCUCUGUGGUAAUGGAUGCGAUGAUCUGGACUUAAGUCUUUUAUCUUGGCUUCAGAACUUGCCCCCUAGUGUGUUUUCUUGUGCCUUUGAACAGAAGACCCUGAGUAUCCAUGUUGACAAGCUUAUGAAGCCCAGCAAGGCUGGGUAUGCUGACCUUCUUACUCCGCUCAUCAGCAAGCUUUCCCCUUACCCCUCUUCACCAAUGAGACGCCCACAAUCUGCUGAUGCAUAUAUGUCUCGCUCUUUGAACCCAGCCUUAGAUGGACUGACAUGUGGACUGAGCAGUCAUGAUAAAAGGUCAGGUGAGCCUACAAGCAAAACCUCUCCAAUGUCUCACUCGUUUGCCAACUUCCAUUAUCCUGGAGUACAAAACCUCAGCCGCAGCUUAAUGUUGGAGAGCUCAGACUGUCACAGUAUCUACGAAGAAUCGUCUGAAAGGAGUGACACCCCACAGGAAAACGAGAUUAUGAAUAGCAGUGAGACUUUGUGCCAAAAUCCAAGUUCUGAAAAAGACCAGGAGAGUGCUGCUGUCCUUGAGGAACCAAAGAAGCCAGACAAGAAUGAGUUUCGGGAUUCCACAGACCAUUUUGAAGAAUAUUACCGGCAGAAACUACGUUACCAGCAGCACCUGGAGCAGAAGGAGCAACAAAGACAGCUGUACCAGCAAAUGCUUUUUGAAGGGGGAGUGAACCAGACAGAGGAGGCAGAGCAUCCACAGAAUCUCACAGAGCAAUUUCUUAAUCGCUCAAUCAAGAAGUUAGGGGAGUUGAAUGUGGGGAUGGAGCCUCUGAGUGAGGACAUUCAACUAACGAAUAAGCAGCACAAUGGUCCCAAAGAUGUCAGCUCUUCAGCCACCAAUGGACACACACCUCCAGUAUCGACUUCAUUGCUUAGAAAUCCACAGCCUGAUGGCCAGAGCAUCAGUACCAGUACUCCUCACAAGCAAGAUGCCUCUAACCACAUCCCUUUCCCAGAGGAGUCACCUGUGUAUGGAAGUGCUGGUGCAAUAGAGCCAGGACAAUUUGAAGAACCUGCAAGUGCUGGAUCAAGGAAAAGUUCAGAGCCGGAUGGCAAACAAAAACAGCAGUUUGUCUGUCUCAACACUUUGGAGGACACACAGGCAAUUCGCGCAGUAGCUUUCCACCCUAGUGGGUCACUGUAUGCGGUUGGAUCUAAUUCCAAAACACUGAGAGUCUGUGCAUAUCCUGAUGUCAUUGAUGCCAGCAGUCCUCCAAAUGGUCCUGCACAACCAGUUGUUCGAUUCAAGAGAAACAAGCAUCAUAAAGGAUCAAUCUAUUGUGUUGCGUGGAGCUCCUGUGGGCAGCUUCUUGCUACAGGUUCUAAUGACAAAUAUGUUAAAGUCCUUCCAUUUAAUGCAGAGACCUGCAAUGCAACUGGUCCAGACCUGGAAUUCAGCAUGCACGAUGGUACAAUUCGAGACUUGGCAUUCAUGGAAGGUCCAGAGAGUGGAGGUGCCAUUCUAAUCAGUGCAGGAGCUGGAGACUGUAAUAUCUACACCACAGACUGCCAGCGGGGACAGGGACUGCAUGCGUUAAGUGGACAUACAGGGCAUAUUUUGUCACUUUACACUUGGAGUGGGUGGAUGAUUGCUUCUGGAUCCCAGGACAAAACUGUGCGGUUCUGGGACUUGCGUGUACCAAGCUGUGUUCGAGUAAUUGGAACUACAUUCCAUGGAACAGGGAGUGCUGUGGCCUCUGUGGCUGUGGACCCUAGUGGAAGACUGCUUGCCACAGGACAAGAGGACUCGAGCUGUAUGCUGUAUGAUAUCAGAGGAGGUCGUAUGGUGCAAAGUUAUCAACCCCAUUCCAGUGAUGUUCGCUCUGUUCGCUUCUCUGCUGGAGCUCACUAUUUGCUUACUGGUUCUUACGAUAUGAAAAUUAAAGUGACAGAUUUACAAGGUGACCUUACUAAGCCUCUUCCAAUCAUUGAUGUGGGUGAGCACAAAGACAAGGUGAUCCAGUGCCGCUGGCAUACGCAAGAUCUCUCCUUCCUUUCAUCGUCGGCUGAUCGGACUGUAUCCUUGUGGACUUACAAUCCUUAGUCAUAGACUUGUGAAAGUAUCACAUGGCUGUCUUCAAGAGGCUAAUGUCACAUUUCCUGGUUGCAAUGGUUUUGCUUUUAAUGGUUUAACUCUGAAGCUGCCAGAGAGGUAUGUCAUUCUAUGCUUGUACCCAGCAGCAACUCCUAGUACCAGCAUGCUUUUAGUGGAAAUGAAAUGAAGGAUCUGCAGGGUUGAAGCAUGUUGUCACAAGCCUCCAUAUUCUGAUGGAUGGGAUGUAAUGCUAACUUUCUAGCUGUUUGCGCCUCUCUCCAAACACACUAAAAAAGGACAUGGUUGCACUAUCGCAGGAAACAUAUUUUUCUUUAAAAGUAAAGCAAAAUCACAUCCUAAAUAUUGUCAGUUGUUCCAUUAUCUAGUUAAUCAAUUCAUUUGUAUUCCCUUCUCUCCUCUCUGGCAGCAGAAAAGGUCAUAUUGAUUUUACUGCAGAAGAUCCUGUAGCAUUUUCCCUACACUAAUCUAUUUUAGUAAAAGUUAUGAACAAUGCUAUUAUAAACUACUUACAUUAUGGUCACCUCAUAUAUGUAUAUAUUACAACGUCGCACGACCGCGCAAUUGUCGGCUAAAGCGACGCAGGGUCGAAUCGCUCGCAAAAAAAGAUGCUCUGGUCAGGAAGGGGUAAAUUCUUCCAGGGCUGAAGUGGUUAAAGAUCAGUAAGGGGAGUACAAACUAAAUUGUAUGAAAAUGCUAUACAGAAACUUGUUAUAGCUGAAAAUAUCAAAAACAAAAUUCUGAUCAUGAAGGGCUCUAAAAUAGCUUCUCCCCAUCCUGGCAUCACUGAUAAUUGGCUGCAUUGACCUACACAUAACAUAUUCAUAAAGCAUGAAAUCUCCUGUGUUCUGUACAGGUAUCGGUGAUCCUAGGUACAUUUGCAAAUUUUAUUAUGGCUUCUUUAUGCGAGGCAAUUUAUGUAUUAGGUUUAGUGGCCCUUUAAAACAGAAUAGAUCUUUUAUUUUCUUAAAUGUACUAAGCAUUCACACAUAAUUGCUGGAUUUUUUUAUUUAUUUUUUUCCUUCUGAAAAUACCAAAGUUAAAGUUCCUGUCACUAGUCUUGAUAAUUCAGUUUGAGCGCACGUGGAAAAAUGGAGAUCAGCCACCAAAAUUAGUAGAUUUGACCAUUAUAGGCAGCUGAAUUAAUAUUUUUUCAGAUUGUGCUUGACCCUUCAUUCCAUCCAUCCCAAGCCUUCCUAUUGGUCAGUAAGAUCGCAUGUCUUGUUAAAGGACCAGUAGGAGUGGGGUUGAGGCUAAGCUCAGCUUUUACAGAAGAAGUUUAGAUGUACAUAGAAGUUUAGCUGCCUAUAUAUUUGAAUCUAUGGAUAAUUUUGAGGGCAGUUUCCAAUGAAGACAACCUCUGCUCAUGUAAUUUUCUCAUUCUAUGCUCUAUUUAAAUUGUUUAGGUUUGUGACAGGGUUGACUUAAAGUAAAUUCUGCCCUCAUUUUCAGCUGGUCCCCUUUAAUAAUAUGCCAAUCAACAAAGAGCAAUCUAUUUUCAUUAUGAAUGUGUUGUGCUAUGCUGUGUGAUUGCAGAUGGAUAAUGUUAUCGUACGUACAAGUGACUUUCAUGGUGUUAUACAAUAUGGCAAUCAUGGGUUAAAAUGGACAAUUAAUUUUACCGAAAACUCGGACCUAGAACUUUUCUUUUACCAUUGUAUUAAUAUUACAUAGUUUGUCUAAAUCAGUUUUAAUGCACUUGAUCCAGACCUAUAGCUCUGCUAUCUGGGUCUGCUUACAGGUCCUUCUAAGCUUGUAGCAGUUAAAUUGCUGUACCAAUAACAACCGGCCAGGAAAAUCAAGAUGCUCAGCACUAAUAUACAGUAUGCUUCAUUUUAUUGUGGGGUUACAUGCUGCUAGAUUAUUCAGUGUUUAUAUUGUUGUUUUACAUUAUUAUUAUUUUUUUAUUUUUUAAACAUGGAAAUAUAUGCAACACAAACCAGAUUGCUCUGCACUCCAUCUGCUUGCUAAAUGGCCAGUAAUAUAUUAAAAGGCAGUGAUGGGGUUAAAUGUCACUGUGUGUUCAUGAUUACACAUAUAACCCUUUAGGUGCCAGAAAGAGUUCUGUGUAUUACAGCAUGGCACAUUAGCAUGGAACACUUUAUAUUUCAUUUUCAGAGCAAACACCAACUUACUUGGAUAUUGCACUUUGUUUUGUGUUAACGGUCUUUUUGUCUUUUUCUACCACUCCAAAACUACUUGUGUAUGGUAGAAAAAGAAUCUGAAAACUGUACUCACUAAUGUAAAUGCUAAUAUUUCUAGAUUAUUCUGUUCAUACUGUAUAUUUUUAUUUUUGUUAAAUUUAAAAAAAAAAAUCCUAAAUCGGAUUUAGGAAUGUUUUAUUUAUUUGAUAUAAAGUGAAAAUAUUGUUUUGUUCUUUUAACAUACUAAAUACUCUGUGCACUGUAUGCAGAUAUUUUUUACAUAUUGUUCCAUGUGGAAAUGUUACUUUGAAAUUGUAAUUGUGCUGCAGUAUGAAUAAAGAUGUUAAAGAUACAUUAUUUCAGCUUCUAGUAAUGGACAAGUUCUGUAAAAGUGUGACAAUUUUAUGUGGAGUUACACAUUAGAAGUUGUUUUGUCUAGUUACGGACGCAUUCAUUUUAUUUUCACAGUGGGAUUGUAACUGUCACAAUUGUGCAAAAAAAGUUUUCUUGUGGACUUUAGCUUUUGUAAGAUCCAGAUGUACACCAAGCUUCUACAAAACAUAUUAAAGCAGUUUUGUUUAAA
Messenger RNA from Rana temporaria (common frog), 5754 nucleotides. RefSeq names its product WD repeat domain 47 (gene WDR47). The record is from RefSeq and is a predicted model, not a curated record. Lineage: Eukaryota; Metazoa; Chordata; Amphibia; Anura; Ranidae. The coding region runs from base 205 to 3018 and encodes 937 amino acids. The transcript has 15 exons. Gene Ontology annotation, molecular function: protein binding.